AUGACAACAGGUGAAGUGAGGAAUGAGUUAGCAGUAUGCAUUAUAAGACGAGGACAGAUAAAGGCACAGCUAACAAAAUUCCAAGCAUUUAUAAAUGACCUAGCGAAUCAUAACAAUCAAACCCAGAUAGGAUUGCGUUUGGAGAAAAUAAAAGAAAAGUGGAAUGAGUUUGAUAACAUACAAAAUAAUAUUGAAACGCUUGACCCGAGUGAAGAGAAUUUAGAGUAUUGUGACAUAUUUGUUGAUACUUAUUUUGAAAUUGUGGCAAAAGCAGAAGAUCUACUUAAAAAAUUUGAAAUUCCUAAUAAUGUUGGUUCAAAUAAUCGCGACAGGGAUUCUCUCAAUAGUCAUAUAAAUAAUUAUAAUUACAUGAAGGUAAAACCUCCCGAAAUACCGACAUUUGGAGGAAAGUUUGAAGAAUGGUGUUCAUUCAAAGAUCAUUUUAAUUCACUUAUUAACUCAGAUAGCAAUAUGCCAAAAAUACACAAAUUUUAUCACCUAAGAAGUGCCUUAACUGGUGAAGCGAGUUUAUUGAUACAAAACUUAAAAACUACGGAGGCAAAUUACGACGUUGCAUGGUCAAUUAUAAACAACCGAUAUGAAAACAAACGCAUUCUAAUUCAAGCGCACACAAAAGAAAUUUAUGAUUUGGAGUCAGUUAACGGGGAAUCGGCUGUCAAAUUAAAUAAAUUCAAUAAUUCGUUAAAAGCACAUAUGCAAGCAUUAAAAGCGUUAGGCGAAGAUCCAGAAAAAUGGGGAGCUUUACUGCUGCACGUAAUUUGUAAAAAAAUAGAUAUGGGCUCUAUACGUCAAUGGGAACAAGAAAAUGAUCACAAUACAAUUCCAACGGUUCAAUCAUUAAUGUUGUGUUUGGAUAAAAGAUGUAAAGUAUUGGAGUCGAUUGAGUCAGCAAAAAUCUUUUCUGGAAAAGAUAGUAUUGAUUACAUAAGUAAUAAAUUUUCAAAAAUGCACAAUAAAAAAACAGUAACUGCAUUAGCAAUUCAUACAAAAAUGCAGUGUUAUAUGUGUAAAAAACCACAUCCUAUUUAUAAAUGUCCAGACUUUCUAUCAUUAAGUCUAGAUAAUCGAAAAAUAAAAUGCAAGUCAAGGAAAUGUAUGAAGUGUCAGGGGGAGCACAAUUCGCUCUUGUACCAGUCGAGUGAGAAUGAGAACACGAGUAGCAAUGCACAGAUCAACAUGCAUACUGUAAACAUAGGUCAAAAACAAACAUUAUUAGCAGCAGCGAUAGUGAGAGUUAUGAACACCACGGGAAAUUAUAUAGAUGGACGUGCAUUACUUGAUAGUGGUUCUCAAAGCCAUUUUAUAACUACAAAUUUAGUAAACAAGUUGGGUUUAAAAAGGGAAAAGGUAAAUGUACCUAUCAGUGGUAUAAGUGAGUCAAGAAAUAGCAUCAAAUAUAAAGUGACGGCUUCUAUAUGCUCAAAAACCGGUCCAUACGCAACAACAAUUGAUUUUUACGUACUACCAAAAAUAACUGGUUUACUACUAAAUAUGUCAAUGUAUAACAUUAAUAUCCCAGAAAAUAUUAUCAUUGCCGAUCCAACAUUUAAUGAACCGGUAACCGUCGAUGUAUUAAUUGGAGCUGGUCCGUACUGGGACUUAAUGUGUGUUGGUAAAUUUAAAGCACAUCAAAACGGACUGUACUUGCAAAAAACUUGUUUAGGAUGGGUAGUUGUCGGGGAAGGCUCAGAUAAGUGUGAGAACAAUAAAGUUACCUGUAUGUUGGUUAUGGAAAAUAAAGAAAGAUUAUUGGAAAACAAAAUUGAAGCUUUUUGGGAGAUUGAAGAACUUGACACAAAGCAAUAUUUUCCCACAGAAGAAGAAACAUUGUGUACAGAGCAUUUUAAUAAAAAUACUACGCGUAAUAAUAACGGUAGGUUCAUUGUAAGAUUACCGUUUAGAAAUAAUGGUCAAUUAGGUUAUUCAUACUACUCCGCUUUACGGCAAUUUUUAUCGUUGGAAAAUAGAUUAAUUAAAGAUAGUAGCUUAUAUGAUAAGUAUAAAUUAUUUAUGCGUGAGUAUAAAGAGCUCGGGCACAUGAAGUGUAUAGGUAGCGUUAAUAAAGAUAAAGACGAAAUCAAUCGAGCCGAUUAUUAUUAUUUGCCGCAUUCAUAUGUACUAAAUGAUAAUAGUCGCAGCACUCGUUUACGUGUUGUAUUCAACGAUGAAAUAAAUAUUUAUAAAUUAUGUACUGUGACAUAUGGACUCGUACCAUCCGGGUUUUUAGCUAUUGGUUGUAUUAACCGCAUAUCUGAAGAAGUUAAUGAUUCACAGUUGAAAGAAGUAUUAAAAAAUGAUUUUUGUGUAGACGAUUGUUUAACAGGAGCAAAUAGUUUGGAUGAGGCUUUAUGUUUACGUGAUAAAUUGAUUGAAUGUUUGAGAAAAUAUGGAUUUGAACUAUCUAAAUGGUCUUCAAAUAACGUUAGGUUAUUAUCCAAUCAGAAGGAUAACAAAGAUAUGAUUACGGCAAUGUUUAAAGAAAAUAUUAAAACAUUAGGGUUGUGCUGGCAGCCAACAAAUGAUUAUUAUACAUAUGACAUCAAACUUCCAGAUCUCAAUAAAGGCAAUAUUACAAAACGGCGUGUUCUAGCAAGUAUUGCAACUUUAUUCGAUCUUUUAGGGCUCGUGGCACCAGUAAUUAUUGUUGCUAAAAUAUUCAUGCAAAAAUUAUGGCAAGAGAAAAUAGAUUGGGACGAGCAGAUACCUAAAUUAUUACUAUAUGAUUAG
This is a messenger RNA of Daktulosphaira vitifoliae (grape phylloxera), 2748 nucleotides long. RefSeq lists its product as uncharacterized. The transcript is spliced from 3 exons. NCBI's taxonomy places the organism in Eukaryota, Metazoa, Arthropoda, Insecta, Hemiptera, Phylloxeridae. The record is from RefSeq and is a predicted model, not a curated record. The coding region runs from base 1 to 2748 and encodes 915 amino acids.